AUGAACGACCUCCAGAAGAUCGAUGAUCAGGUGAGGCAUGACGAAGAGGCGUUGGCCUUCGUGCCCACCAAAGACAAGCCGAGCUUCGUUGUUCAGGACUUGCUGUCCCCGGUGCUCGGCAGCGCGGUGCUCCUCCCUUAUGCCGUCAGCUUCGUCGGGGUCGUAGCUGCCGCAAAUGCUUCGCUGGAGAAGAGCUUCCCGACUCUGCUUGCUUCACUUCUUUUCAGCCAGGGCAUGACCUCUUUGGUCUUCUGGCGCUGCUCGCAGCACU
This is a messenger RNA of Symbiodinium necroappetens, 271 nucleotides long. Lineage: Eukaryota; Dinophyceae; Suessiales; Symbiodiniaceae. The record is from the annotation of a GenBank genome assembly.